Cladocopium goreaui is the source of this 600-nucleotide messenger RNA. Lineage: Eukaryota; Dinophyceae; Suessiales; Symbiodiniaceae. The record is from the annotation of a GenBank genome assembly.
AUGGCCCCGCUUGAGUUUGCUGUCGAGAUCAUGGGAUCACACUUGCGUAUCAAGUGGAACACAAGCUGCGUGCUAGCUUCUGCCUGGGGGCACGAGAAGGGAAUUCCAGCCGCUGAUGUGUGGAUCGAGAAGUUUCAAAGCAGCGGGCAGGAGCUGACAGCAAAGGUCUAUGCUGCUCGCGCCAGUGCCGAUGUGAUAAGUGGAGACUUUGAGCAGGUGGAGGCACGGAUGCAGCAGAUGGAAGCUGUUGGCUUGGAGAUUGACGAGGAUGCUUUGACAGUCAUGCUCCUGGCAUACGGAUAUGCAAAACCUCAACAGACUCUUUUGGCAGAGCAAAUGUUCAAGCAGCAGAUGCUUCGUGGUAAGGUGCGAGCCACCCGAGAAGUCCUUGAGGCCCUGCGUUUGGCUGUGGGCGGUGCGCGGUGUUUGCAGCUCAGGAGAGAGUUGCAAAUUGGCUCGCAGAAGAAGUCACCGGAUGCAGCCAUUGACUACGCUGCAAAAUCGGCAGCUGGAAAGAACCAAAGGCCCAGAGGCAGGAGUCGGAUUUGGAAGAGCUUUCUUCCUCCUGAGCCACCUGCCAAGCGUCUGAAGUGGGAGUAG